Talaromyces atroroseus is the source of this 1395-nucleotide messenger RNA. RefSeq lists its product as hypothetical. NCBI's taxonomy places the organism in Eukaryota, Fungi, Ascomycota, Eurotiomycetes, Eurotiales, Trichocomaceae. Gene Ontology annotation, biological process: base-excision repair. The coding region runs from base 1 to 1395 and encodes 464 amino acids. The record is from RefSeq and is a predicted model, not a curated record. Gene Ontology annotation, molecular function: catalytic activity; DNA binding. Gene Ontology annotation, cellular component: nucleus. The transcript has a single exon.
AUGCCAAGUCGCAGCACGCAGAGCACCACCAAGAAAACAGCCAAAACAUCACGCUACUUUACUCGUCAGACGAAGAAAACUAGUCCAAAGUCGGAUACGGGCUUGCACUUGAACUUGAACUUGAACGUGAGAAGUGAAGAUGGUGUCAAGACCUAUGCAGAUGAGACUGGAGCAGGACAGGAAGAAGGAGAAAUAGAUAGUGAUGACUUGGCUAAGGGGAGAGGGAGUAUAGAUGUGCAUCAUACUAGUACUUCUUUCUCUGUGGAAGACCUGCAACAUGCAACUGGCCGAGUUAUAAAGGGGGUUCAAGGUGGUGAGCAUGAUGCAGUUCCUGCUGUGCAAGCCUCGCUUGAGACUUGUGAUGCUCAAGAUGGCAUCAGUCGACACGACAUGAAUACCAGAGCACGACGACCAAACACAGAGCCACCGACAUCACCACAAAAGGAACAACAGAAAAAACAGAAACCACAAAAACCAAAGCAUUCCUCCCCGCGAAAACAACCACCAAAACUAUCUCCUUACUUCCCCAAACCCCUCCCCCUAAUCGAAGCAUCCUGUCUCCCCUUCCCGCCCAUCUCAGCACCCAGCUUCGGCCUAAUCCAAGAACAACUCGCCUCUUCCCCCUUCAAACUCCUUAUAGCCACCAUAUUCCUCAACCGCACGCGAGGCCCAGUAGCAAUCCCAGUGCUUUUCAAACUCUUCGCCCAGUACCCGACCAUCCCGAAAAUGGCAUGCGCCAACCACGAAGAUAUAGUAAACAUAAUCCGGGGUCUGGGGUUUCAGAACCAACGAGCGACCAAAUUCAUUGCCAUUGCGCAAACGUGGCUGAAAUGUCCGCCGGCGAAGGGGAGGCGGUAUCGAAAAUUGAAUUAUCCCUGUAAAAGGGAUGGCGCGAAUGUUGGGCCUGAUGAAGUUGUGUCUGAUGAGGAUGAGGGUGAGGGCGAUCAGAGAGUUGCAUGGGAGAUUGCGCAUUUGCCUGGUGUUGGGGCAUAUGCGAUUGAUUCAUGGCGUAUAUUCUGUCGGGAUCGGCUUCGGUACUCUUCUUGCUAUGAUGAGGGCGGACGAGAGGAAGGGAAUAUGAGUACUUCUUCUAGCAACGUCUACGAGCCGGAAUGGAAACGCGUUCUUCCUCAGGACAAAGAACUGCGAGCAUAUCUCAGCUGGAUGUGGCUCAAAGAGGGAUGGGUAUGGAACUGCGAGAACGGGCAACGAACGAAAGCGAAUUCGGAAAUGAUGCAGAGGGCGGAAAAAGGUGGUGUAGCCUUUGAAGGUGUGGAUGGGCAUUUGGUCCUGAUGAAUAUGAUGACGGCGAAGGAAGAAGAAGAAGAAGAAGAAGAAGAAGAAGAAGGGAAAGGAUGGAUUAAGAGGGCUGGGUUUAGUUUGGAUUGUUCGUGA